UCCGGGACGUGUUUCAACAGAUGGUCGAGGUUGGAGGGUGUCAUCACAUCGGAGAGGGGAUUAGAGGAGAGAGGUUGUCUUCCAGGAGCUGUGUGGUCCCCUUCCUUGGUUCCUCCUUCCUUGCCACCACCAUCAAGUCCUCUAUGAGCGCAGGGAACACUCACAGGACUCCUUUUACUGCCGCCAGUUGACCGCAGUCGGGUGCUAGCAAGCGGCCUGGCCGGACCCCCAGACCCUCACCCCGACUAACCGCCCACCCGACACAAAAUGCUUCCGCUGUGGUUGUCCUGCUUGGCCUUCUUUUCGUAUCUGGCCCUGGCACCCGGUGUAUCAGCCUACGCUACCACGCGGGCGCAGAGUCUCCGGGGUCGCAUUCAGAGGGACCGCCGGAACAUACGGCCCAACAUCAUCCUCAUCAUGACAGACGACCAAGAUGUGGAACUCGGCUCUUUGCAGGUCAUGAACAAAACCCGCAAAAUCAUGGAGGACGGCGGCACCACGUUCACCAACGCCUUCGUCACUACACCCAUGUGCUGCCCGUCCCGCUCCUCCAUGCUGACGGGCAAGUACGUCCAUAACCACAACACCUACACCAACAACGAGAACUGCUCGUCGCCUUCGUGGCAGGCCCAGCACGAGCCGCGCUCCUUCGCCGUCUACCUCAACAACACUGGCUACAGGACAGCCUUCUUCGGCAAAUACCUCAACGAGUACAACGGCAGCUACAUUCCACCCGGGUGGCGCGAGUGGGUCGGCCUGAUCAAAAAUUCCCGCUUCUACAAUUACACCGUCUGUCGCAACGGCUACAAGGAGAAACACGGCGCGAGCUACGCCAAGGACUACUUCACCGAUCUGAUCACAAACGACAGCAUCAACUUCUUCCGCAUGUCUAAAAAGAUUUAUCCGCAUCGACCAGUGAUGAUGGUCAUCAGUCACGCUGCGCCGCACGGCCCGGAAGACUCAGCGCCGCAGUAUGCCGAGCUUUUCCCGAACGCCUCGCAACACAUCACACCCAGCUACAACUACGCCCCCAACAUGGACAAGCACUGGAUCAUGCAGUACACAGGUCCCAUGAAGCCCAUCCACAUGGAGUUCACAAAUUUCCUUCACCGCAAGAGGCUGCAGACCCUCAUGUCCGUGGAUGACUCCGUGCAAAAGGUUUACGAUAUGUUGGAGGAAACGGGCGAGCUGGACAAUACGUACGUUAUUUACACCGCCGACCACGGCUACCAUAUUGGUCAGUUCGGGUUGGUUAAAGGCAAGUCGAUGCCGUACGACUUCGACAUCCGAGUGCCGUUCUUCUUGAGAGGGCCAAACGUAGAACCUGGUGCUGUAAAUCCUCACUUGGUGCUCAAUAUUGACCUGGCACCAACUAUCCUUCACAUUGCCGGGCUGGACACGCCUCCAGACAUGGACGGGAAGUCUAUACUGAAGCUGCUAGAGCAGGAAAGGACCGGAAAUAGAUUCAAACCCAACCGGAAACCCAAAGUCUGGAGGGACACAUUCCUUGUCGAGCGAGGGAAAAUCCUGAGGAAGAAGGACGACUCGGCUAGUACCCAGCACACCAAUAGCCUGCCUAAGUACAUGAAGGUGAAGGAAACAUGCCAACAAGCCGAGUUCCAGACGCCGUGCGAGCAGCCGGGACAGAAGUGGCACUGUGUGGAGGAGAUGACGGGAAAGUGGAGGAUACAGAAGUGCAAGGGCGGAUCCAAGGAGGGUACCCGGAAGAGGGCCCGCAGCUUGAGACCCCGCAGCAGCUACGACACCCAGGAGAGGGGUUGCGAUUGCUCCGACGCACUUUACAAAGCCUCCAGGAUGGAACGGCGGUCGCACCGACAAACAUCUCCUGGCCAGCGUUAUCGUCCCCGUUUUGUCCACACGCGGGCCACCCGAUCCCUCUCUGUGGAAUUCGAGGGCCAGAUCUACGACGUGGAUCUCCAGUCCGAUGACCAAAGCGCCGUACGCCACCGUUCCAUCGCCAAACGGCACUACGAACCCGAGCAAGAGCCAGACUUCGACGCGGACUCCAACGAUGAUUCCGAAGAGAUGCUUGCGGACGACACUAAUGCAGUUGGGUACCCCAAAUCCUUAAAGGUCACCCACAAAUGUUACAUCCUCAUGAACGACUCAGUCCACUGCGAGAGGGAAAUCUACCAAUCGUCCAGAGCGUGGAAAGACCACAAGAGCUACGUAGACCAAGAGAUCGAAGCACUUCAAGACAAAAUCAAAAAUCUAAGGGAAGUUCGAGGACAUCUGAAGAAGACGCGGCCGGAUGAGUGCGACUGUGGCAAGAAAAGUUUUUACAUGAAAGGGGAUAGAAGCAAGGCAGACAGAAUGAAGAACAGGAAUGAUCAUCUACAUCCAUUCAAGGAAGCGGCACAUGAUCUGGACGGAAAGGCCCAGCUGUACAAUGAAAUCCGCCGUCGCAAAAAAGAGCGGAAGGAGAAGAAACGAUUGAGGAAGGGCGACGAUUGCAGUCUGCCGGGCCUCACCUGCUUCACGCACAAUAAUGACCACUGGCAGACUGCCCCCUUCUGGACAUUGGGUGGAUUUUGCGCAUGUACAAGCUCCAACAACAAUACGUAUUGGUGCCUGAGGACCAUCAAUGAGACCCACAACACGCUCUUCUGCGAGUUCUCCACGGGGUUCCUCGAGUAUUUUGAUCUCAACAGUGACCCCUACCAGCUGACCAAUGGCGUGUACGAAGUGGACCGCGACGUGUUGAACUCCCUCCACGGCCAGCUGAUGGAAAUGCGGAGCUGCCAGGGUUACAAGCAGUGCAACCCCAAACCCAAAGGCUCAGAUGCAGCGCACUAUGGGACGGACGACAGGGUUAAAUUGCCCAACCUGACGGACGAGGACGUCAACUGGCAGGGACUGGAAGAUCUGUACAGCAUCAACGAAAGCCUUUACGAUUGGAGGCCCGACUACAGCCCGGGACCAGACGAUUGGGCCAACUUCCGCAAGGAUGUGGACCGCAUCUUCGCACCGCCACCUCUUUUCAACCAAUCCCGCCAGGCCCCGACGCUCGACGACUCCGCCCCAGAUGAGCUGGGCUCUGGGGGUGAAGCCUUUGAAGGGGGCAGUGGCGAAGACAUCUGGUUCGGGGGCCUUCUCCCUGUUGCUGUCCGACCUUACCCUAAUCAGCCAAAACCAGAUCCGGUUGUCAACGAUCUUCCCGAGAGGCGGACCGUCCGACCCCAGGCCAUCUUUUUCGGCUCCCACUUCAUGCCAACGCACUCAUCCGAACCCCUGCAGAUGAAACUGGAUGCUGUCGCCAACGAGCUUUCUGAGCGUCAAACAGACAGACUGCUGGAAGUGAACGGGCAAUCCCAGGGUCUCUUUCCAGGGGGCGUCCUUUCCGAGGGUAUAUUAACCAUCCCAAGCCGAAUGCCAACACGCUCAACUGAACCCUCAGUGCCAAAGAAACCGGUUUCUCUUGUCAACGAUCUUCAUGAGAGUCAGGGAGUUCUACACCAGGUGCCAGAGGGGUCACGCCAAGACAUCUUGUCCAGUCAUAGCAUAAAAACAACACUUCCUACCAUACUUACAUUGAAUAAGAACCUACAUCCUAUUGUAAACAACCUUCUUGAGAUGCAAACAAACCAGCCCCAGGUGCCACAAGGUCGUCCCGAGGUUGUCCCCUUGCCCAGUCCAGUCCCCAGCCUUACGUCAACACCUUCAUCCCAACCAUCUCUGAGGAAGAAACUAGUUCCCAUCACCAACAGUCAAACAAACCAGCUCCAUGUCCCAGAAAAGCAACCCGAGGUUGUCCUCUUGCCAAACCCAGUGCCCAACUGUACGUCAACACCUUUACCUGAACCAUCUCCCAGGAAGAAACCAGUUCCCGUGGCCAACAAUCAUCCUGAGAAGCAGAAAGACUUUCCUCAGGUUGUCCUCUUGCCCCGGGUGCGUCAGAUGGAAGAGCUGGACGGGGACGUGUUCAGCGGUGAAGGCCCAACCGAGCUAGACACGCGACACGAUGCCCUCCUGCGCACUCAUAACAGCCUGGAGCACCAACCGACUCACAUAGAGGGCGCCGCCCCUGGCCCUAUUCAUUACGACGAGGCAGACAUUUUCCAGGACCAAGGCUUCCUUCCCUUGAAUCCCAACGUGAGUCCCACCCACCAACUUGCCCCGCCCAUUCAAAGCUCCGUUGUCCCGCCCCUCGCGUUGGGCUUCGAGGGCAGCGGCUCUCUGCCUCAACCGAAUGAUCCGCAACUCUGACAAGACACAUGACUGAUACGUCAGUCAUUCAGACUUGUACAAUGACUUUGAAAGUUAUUUUUUUACAUUAUUAAUAUUAUUAUUAUUAGCAGUGUUAUGAUUUCUUUAAAAAAAUAUAUAUAUAUAUUUAGAGAAAAGCCUUAAUGCAGCUAAGUGUUGGGAUUGAAAUGGAACAAUUCCAUGCAUUUCUUUAAGGAGUGUGAGUGCGCUCCACAGAGGUCAGUGAACGCACCGUUUUGUGGAAGAAAAAAAUUACACAUCCUGAAUGCACUUUGGAGCUUCUUUUUUUUUUUUUUUUUAAUGCCCCUUUUGAAAUAUGUUGAAUUGCUACGGUACGAGAGAUUGUUUUUUGCUUGUUUUCUUUUCACUGGUUUAGCUCACAAAAUGUUGAAUUUACUUUUUAAACACUUGAAAUUGUGUGAGGGCGUGCAUGCGGUUUGGAAGGUUCACUGUCCCAAAAUCAUCAAUACAUUACGUUCAGCAAAACCCCUUGAUCGGAUUAACAGACACAACAAAACUUUACUGACAUUUGUAAACUUGUCAUCAUCAUAAUUCUUAAAACUUGGUUUUCCGGUGAUGAUAUAUAAGCUAAAUUCAAUUGUUUUUGCACAUCGGUUUGUAGUGGAUUGUGAGUGAGUGAGCGAGUGAGCGAGUGAGCGAGUGAGUGAACGAACAAACGAACGCUGGUUGCAGGAAAGCCAUGACAAUAAAAACCUCUCAACCAUCCCA
This is a messenger RNA of Corythoichthys intestinalis (scribbled pipefish), 4956 nucleotides long. It is a transcript of the gene sulf1, whose product is annotated as sulfatase 1. The coding region runs from base 268 to 4227 and encodes 1319 amino acids. The record is from RefSeq and is a predicted model, not a curated record. Gene Ontology annotation, biological process: negative regulation of fibroblast growth factor receptor signaling pathway; heparan sulfate proteoglycan metabolic process; glomerular basement membrane development. Gene Ontology annotation, cellular component: Golgi apparatus; endoplasmic reticulum; cell surface. Gene Ontology annotation, molecular function: glycosaminoglycan binding; N-acetylglucosamine-6-sulfatase activity; calcium ion binding. NCBI's taxonomy places the organism in Eukaryota, Metazoa, Chordata, Actinopteri, Syngnathiformes, Syngnathidae. The transcript has 18 exons.